AUGAUGGCAGAAAAUGAUAGCGAGAUUCUGGCUGUUACUCGGGUGUAUGUGUCAGGUUUACCUCCCUCGUUGACCAAAGAUCAACUGCGGUCACAUUUUGCAGACAAGUAUCCUGUUACAGAUGCACAUGUUAUCCCCGAUCGUCGUAUAGGGUUUGUUGGUUUUACCACCCACGAGAAUGCUAAAAGCGCAGCCAACUAUUUCAAUAAAACCUUUAUCCGAAUGUCCAAGAUUUCUGUGACGCUAGCCAAGCCGGUUGAAGUCAGACGUGACCCCUCGGGCCAGGCUGCUCCUGUCUCCCAACGUUCCUUGCGCCAUAAGGAAAGGAACCAAGAUGGUGCCGAGCUGUCUUCGAAAAAGAGAAAGCGAGACAUACAUGACACUGGGGAGAAUGAUCAGCCUACGGCAUCGAGUACCAACAUCAAGCUGGACGCGCAUGGUCAACACCAAGAAGGGGUCAAUCCAUCUGACCACGUCAUGACUUCAGAAAACAAUACAAUGGACGUAGCAGAAGACGCUCCCAGGUCGGAUACGGACUGGCUUCGAGGCAAAACCAGCAGGCUGCUCGACCUUGUUGAGCAGGAAGGGCAGGACUCCCACACAGCUCUUGACAACGCUCCGGUGACCAAUGAAACGGUGCCACACGUUGUUGAAGAUGCAGCGGGAAGCGAGGACAAGGCAAACUCAGACGCUGAGGCUCGAACAGGAAGCACUGCUACCGUCUCGAUACCGAACGCACGACUCUUCAUACGAAAUCUGCCGUUUGACGCUAAGGAGGGAGACCUGAGAAAAACAUUUGCCCCAUUUGGGAGGGUUUCAGAGGUACAUAUCGUCACAGAUACUCGAAAACUGACAGGGAAAGGUCUUGCUUAUGUCCAGUUCGUGGAACCUGCGGAUGCCGAGAAGGCUCUUCUCGAACUGGAUGGCCGGGAUUUCCAGGGUCGCCUCAUGCACAUACUUCCAGCCUCGGAGAAGAAGGUGCAAAAGCUCAGUGAGUAUGAGCUGUCGAAACUACCACUGAAGAAGCAGAAAGCCAUCAAGCGCAAAAACGAGGCCACAAGCUCAACCUUCAGCUGGAAUUCCUUGUACAUGAAUCCUGAUGCGGUACUUGCAUCGGUCGCCGACCGAUUGGGAGUCUCUAAGUCGGAAUUACUAGAUCCAUCAUCGGCAGAUGCAGCAGUAAAGCAGGCUCAUGCGGAAACAAGCGUGAUUAAAGAAACAAAGGAUUACCUGAAAUCGAGCGGGGUGAACAUUGAUGCUUUCAAAAACCGGUCUCGUGACGAUAGGACCAUUCUCUUGAAGAACUUCUCCUUUGGUACAACUUCGGAGGAGUUGUCGCAGAUGCUUAAUCAAUAUGGCGAUCUUGAACGCUUGGUAUUCCCGACAACUGGCGUUAUGGCGGUAGCACAGUACCGGGAUCCUGCUGCGGCAAGUCUGGCCCUGAAGCAGCUCGCAUACAGAAACCUAAGAGGCUCGGUCCUGUAUCUGGAAAAAGCCCCUGAAGGCUUAUGGGAACAUGCAGCACCCUUGCCAGCUGAUCUCGGUACACAGACGCAACAAGUGCCAGAAGAUGCAGAAAGCAAAACCCUCGGCAGCACCUUUACAGUAUUUGUGCGCAACCUUAACUUCUCCACAACGACUGCACGGCUCAGUGAAGCAUUCAAGCCACUGUCUGGGUUCUUGUCCGCGAGGGUAAAAACAAGAACUGACGCCAAAAGACCUGGUGAAAUUCUUAGUAUGGGAUUUGGCUUUGUCGAAUUUCGUACUAGAGCUCAGGCUGAAGCAGCAAUUGCGACCAUGAAUGGGCGUCGGUUGGACGGGCAUGAAUUGCUUGUACAACUAUCGCAAAAGGUGACGGAUCUUGCAGAAGAACGGCGGAAAGAAGACAUUGCCAAGAAGCUCGACUCCAAUAAGACGAAGAUUGUCAUCAAGAACCUGCCGUUCGAAGCCACGAAGAAGGACAUACGUGCUCUUUUCGGUGCAUAUGGACAGCUGCGCACCGUACGCUUGCCGAAAAAGUUCGACAACAGUGCUCGUGGUUUUGCCUUCGCGGAGUUUGUCACACCGAAGGAAGCAGAGAAUGCUAUGGAAGCCCUUUCAAAUACCCACUUGCUUGGCCGUAGGCUUGUCCUCGACUUUGCCGAGGGCGAAGCUGUGGAUCCUGAAGCUGAAAUUCAAGCGAUGGAGAAGAAGGUCCAGCAUUCCCAGGACACAUUAACUCACCAUAGGAUGACAGGGUCAGUCCGAAAGAAGUUCAACAUCGGUGCUGGAGAUGAUGUCGAGCCGCUGUGA
Exophiala dermatitidis NIH/UT8656 is the source of this 2292-nucleotide messenger RNA. Its product is annotated as nucleolin. Gene Ontology annotation, molecular function: RNA binding. Bases 1 to 2292 code for a protein of 763 amino acids. The transcript is spliced from 2 exons. Lineage: Eukaryota; Fungi; Ascomycota; Eurotiomycetes; Chaetothyriales; Herpotrichiellaceae. The record is from RefSeq and is a predicted model, not a curated record.